AUCUUAAAUGUUCAAAGACGCGCGCCGUCAUUCGUUUCAACUCGAUCGAUUCGUUUUCAAUACGUAAACCGGUUUAUACUGACGAGAUUUGUUCAUGAUACCACUUUCAAUUUUUACGAGGUUCGACUAUAGACCGGCUAUUGCGUCUUUGUGCCGAGUAUAAUAAGGUAUAAUAAGGUAUAAUACUUGUUGCCAGAUCUCUUAGUCGGACUGCGCUCCUAGCCAAGUCUUAUCAACCUAUUGUCUAACGUGUACUUUUACAUAUUCACGAAUGGCCAAAUCUAAGACUAAUCGUAUGGGUAUAACCUAGCUGCUUUUUCGUUGGCGCACUUCGUUCCCGGUUCCUUGGAUUUAGGUGUCGGACAAGCUAGAGAGACUGUCUUGCGUCGAGUUGCGACUUGAGACUUGCGGCUUGCGACUUACAACCGGGCUGUUCAAAAGAUCUGCAUCUGGAUAUCUGUCCACCCCGGAAACCCUCCUGUGCUAGACGAAGAAAAGAACGGACCUUGUUAACCUACACAUUUCUCCUAAUUGUCCAGAUCGUAUUACACGUCUGACCUCUUCCUUACUCAAAGGAUCCUAAAGGACAUUCAUACAUACACUUUUCGAGCCUCGGACUGAUCCACCGGCGAAUUUCUGGGUUCUCAUUCUGCACGCUAUGACCGCGCCACACCUAAACGGCACCAAUGGGGUGCAGUCUCCCAAUAAUAGGACCAUGAAGCCUAGGUUCUUCGAGGAUUAUGGGAUUUGGAAGCAGGCUCCUGUAUUGACCGGGACCACAAAGUUCGAGGCCUUACCAGAUGUCAAGAAUAUUAUGAUCACUGGUGGUGCCGGCUUUAUAGCUUGUUGGCUCGUCCGUCAUCUCACCUUGACCUACCCCGAAGCCUACAAUAUUGUCUCCUUUGAUAAAUUAGAUUAUUGCUCAUCAUUGAACAACACCCGUAUGCUCAAUGAUAAGAGGAACUUUACAUUCUACCAUGGAGAUAUCACCAACCCUUCCGAAGUGCUCGAUUGUAUGGAGCGCUUCAACAUCGACACUAUAUUCCAUUUUGCAGCUCAGUCACAUGUCGACUUGAGCUUCGGGAACUCGUAUGGAUUUACUCACACGAACGUGUACGGUACUCAUGUUAUGCUAGAGAGCGCGAAGAAGGUUGGAGUGAAGCGAUUUAUUCACAUAUCUACUGAUGAAGUAUAUGGCGAGGUUAAAGACGACGAUGAUGAUCUAAUGGAAGCGAGUAUUCUAUCUCCAACUAAUCCUUACGCCGCGAGCAAAGCCGCCGCCGAAAUGCUUGUGAACUCUUAUAUGAAGAGCUUCAAGCUUCCAGUCAUUAUUGUCAGAAGCAAUAACGUCUACGGGCCACAUCAAUUUCCCGAAAAAAUAAUUCCUAAAUUCAUCUGCUUGUUGAAUCGUCAGAGGCCGACGGUACUCCACGGUGAUGGGAGCCCUACCCGAAGAUAUUUAUAUGCUGGCGAUGCGGCUGAUGCGUUCGAUACGAUCCUACAUAAAGGCACUCUCGGCCAGGUCUAUAAUGUAGGAUCACACGACGAGAUUUCUAACAUCCAGCUAUGUAAAAUGGUGUUGAAAGAGAUGGACAUCCCUCACGAGAGUCAAGAAGACUUCAACAAGUGGGUUAAAUAUACGCAUGAUAGACCAUUCAACGAUCAUAGAUACGCCAUCGACGCUACUAAACUUCGACAUCUCGGUUGGGACCAGAAGACUUCUUUCGCUGAUGGGUUAAAGAUCACUGUUGACUGGUAUAAACGGUUCGGCGAAGAAUGGUGGGGUGACAUUAGCAAAGUCCUCAGCCCCUUUCCGAUUGUCGUUGAAGCUGAAGUGGUAUCUGAUAAGGAAGAGAUUUGUGAUGAGCCUCAGUUACCAAAGAAACGGAAGUCGCCUGGGUAGUGGUUAUACAACCGGAGUUCACCCCCAGAUGGGAAGAACCUCCGUAGGUGGUUAUCCGGCACUAUCAUAAUGGGAAAUGCAAUGGUGCGAAUUGGGAUGAUCUGCGCAAUGAACCCCAAGAUUUUGGGUUAUAGAGUGUGUUGUUAUAAGCAGCGUCAUAGACGGAAGAUGCAAGCGGCGUGAAGAAUAUUCCCAUUGCUACUUGAACGAAAGAUUUUCAUCAAGUAUUCGGUAAAGCUAGAUUAGAGGCUAUGAUGAGCUCGUAAUAAACUUACUGUAAACUUAGUGUAGUUAGUUAGAGGUAACUAUAACAUGUUGUGAUAAUGUCUAGGUGUAAGUAAGGGUUGUGGUUAAACGGUCUGCUAAUCGCGCUUCGGCCUGCAUGAUAUACGCAUGGAAAUAUCAUUACAUUGUGCAAUUCUCUCCUAUUCGGGACUACUUAAUCCGGUAUUUCGGGGAUUAUUAGGAUUAUUAGCGAUGCACGUCCGAACCGGAAAUCGCUUCCAGCAUAUCACGACUGCAGCUGGGGGCCCAUGGUUCGAUUGAAAACUUCCAAAGCCGGGGGUUUUCAGUUGACCAGCCUGUCAAACUGGGGACAUAUGUACUUUACUGCGUACAUACGGUACAUAGUGUCGGCUGUUUAUCCAAUGAAAUCGACAGCGUAGAGCCGAAACCUCGACAUUCCU
Molecule: messenger RNA, 2589 nt
Organism: Daldinia decipiens
Lineage: Eukaryota; Fungi; Ascomycota; Sordariomycetes; Xylariales; Hypoxylaceae
Product: NAD(P)-binding protein
Exons: 4
Coding region: 659-1903 (414 amino acids)
Biological process (GO): nucleotide-sugar metabolic process
Molecular function (GO): dTDP-glucose 4,6-dehydratase activity
Source: RefSeq, a predicted model, not a curated record